GAAUUAGAAAUUUGACACUUCUGAAACUUACAGAUAUGGAGGACCUUACAUCUCGUGUUUGUUGGCAACUUGUGAAGAAGGAGGGCUACAUAGCAAUAUGGCAGAAGCCUUUCAAUAACUUGUGCUACAUGAGUCGCAACUCUGAAGUCCAGCCUCAACUUUGUGAUUCAGAUGAUCAGCCGAACAAAGUUUGGUAUGUUAGCCUAAAAGCAUGCAUUACUCGCCUUCCUGAGAAUGGAUAUGGAGCAAAUGUUUCUUCCUGGCCUGCUAGGUCUCAUGAGCCUCCACAAAGACUCCAAGAAGUUGACAUGGAUGCUUAUAUAGCAAGAAAUGAUAUUUUUGAGGCAGAGUCUCAGUACUGGAAUGAAAUUGUGGAGGGCCAUGUUCGUGUUUUUCAUUGGGAACAAUGGAAAUUGCGAAAUGUAAUGGAUAUGAGAGCUGGAUUUGGAGGGUUUGCGGUUGCACUAAUCAAUAAAAAAUUUGAUUGUUGGGUAAUGAAUGUAGUCCCAAUCAGCGAGCCAAAUACAUUGCCAGUGAUUUAUAAUCGUGGCCUUAUAGGAGUGACCCAUGACUGGUGUGAACCAUUUGACACAUAUCCAAGAACUUAUGACUUUUUGCACGCAUCUGAUCUAUUCUCUAUGGAGCAGAAGAGGUGCAAUAUCUCAGUCAUUUUACUGGAGAUGGAUCGGAUCCUCCGGCCAGGUGGGCAUGUACUUAUUCGUGAUUCCAAAGACAUCAUAGGAGAGAUUUCGGACAUCACACAGGCUAUGAACUGGAAGACUGACCUGCGUGACACUCCAGAAGGUCCAUAUGCUAGCAGGAGGUUAUUGAUGUGUGACAAGCCAUUCUCCUAGAACUUUAACUCUAUUUGUUGGAAAUUAGAUCUGCAAGAGCGCAUGUUUUUUCUAUUCAAUUGCUUUGGCGGCACUAUAGGAAACAACAUUUUCUAAAACUUGAUAUAAUGUGGUAAGCUUCUAUAAAUUGAGGUUUACAACCUGUAAGCAUUACACCUUGAUGUAGUCAAUGAGAUUUUCACAAAUUCUUACAA
Molecule: messenger RNA, 1048 nt
Organism: Zingiber officinale
Lineage: Eukaryota; Viridiplantae; Streptophyta; Magnoliopsida; Zingiberales; Zingiberaceae
Product: probable methyltransferase PMT11
Exons: 5
Coding region: 36-854 (272 amino acids)
Cellular component (GO): endosome; cytoplasm; trans-Golgi network
Molecular function (GO): methyltransferase activity
Source: RefSeq, a predicted model, not a curated record